CCCCGCUCUACCUCAGAUCUACUUUACCCCUCCCCAGUAACUCCCACCCCCAACCACAUAGUACCUUACCGUCUUUUCCCCCCAUUUCCCUUCUUCAAUUCCAUUUCCCAUUCCUUCAUUCUCCAUACCCUAGACUCCAAAUUCUUCCUCACACUUCAAUCUUCUCACCUCAAAACCAAAAUCUUACUCAAUUCCAUUCUCAAUUAGGGUUUUCUUCAUAACCUCAAUUCAUAAAUGAUGGGAAUUCGACCUCAGCAAUCGUCUGUAGACGAAGAGGACGAGGACCUUCUAGGUUGUGGAACUACGGUUUCCGGCCAAUCAGGCUCCACUAGCAGGAGUGCCGGUUUGCCGUCUUCCGGGACUGCUGCUGGUGACAACGCUGCUCUCAAAUUAAACCAUCUUGAUAUACAGGAUGAUGAGGCUGGAUCACAGGGAGCAGUUGCUAGCAAGAAGAAAAAGAGAGGGCAACAGAGGGCUGUUGGAGGUGAUAAAAGUGGAAGAGGGCUUCGCCAAUUUAGCAUGAAAGUGUGUGAGAAGGUGGAAAGUAAGGGAAGAACAACUUACAAUGAGGUGGCAGAUGAACUUGUGGCUGAGUUUGCUGAUCCAAUCAAUAGUGUUUUGUCCCCUGAUAAGCAACAAUACGACGAGAAAAACAUUCGACGAAGGGUCUAUGAUGCUCUGAAUGUUCUAAUGGCAAUGGACAUUAUCUCUAAGGAUAAAAAGGAAAUACAAUGGAGAGGUCUUCCUCGUACUAGUCUGAAUGAUAUUGAAGAGCUAAAGACAGAGCGGCUUGGGCUUAGGACUAGAAUUGAAAGGAAAUCAUCCUAUCUGCAGGAGUUAGAGGAACAAUUUGUAGGUCUUCAAAACCUUAUUCAACGAAAUGAACAGUUAUAUAGCUCCGGCAAUUCUCCUAGCGGAGGUGUAUCUUUACCCUUUAUUCUAGUACAGACUCGUCCUCAUGCAACUGUUGAAGUGGAAAUAUCAGAAGACAUGCAGCUUGUUCAUUUUGAUUUUAAUAGUACUCCCUUUGAGUUGCAUGACGACAAUUACGUGCUAAAGGCAAUGGAAUUCGGUGAUAGACCACAGAGUGAUACUGUUACGCACAAUGUUACAGAUGCAGGUGAAGGUUCUAGCAUGUCCGGCAUGCAGUCACAGGUUCCUCCUUCAGUUUCAAGCGUGUCGACUAGGCCUCCCACAUCACCUCCACUCCCGGGAAUAUUAAAGGCAAGAGUUAAGCAAGAACAUUGAUCUGCAAGUUUAUGAUGUCGUCUUGCCUUUUAAGUAUGUCUGUAUAUUUUGUAAAGAAAUUUACCGAAUUAAUAUACCUUCGAAAUUGUUGGUCAUCAGUACAGACAAGUCAUUUGGUAGGUGAGAAGCAGAUUGGUCUGCUUGCUUCUUUAUUAUUUAGGUUUGACUGGCAAAUUCUUUUACUAUCAUCCACCAUUUACUA
Messenger RNA from Vicia villosa (hairy vetch), 1450 nucleotides. RefSeq names its product transcription factor-like protein DPB. Gene Ontology annotation, biological process: regulation of transcription by RNA polymerase II; regulation of cell cycle. Bases 235 to 1248 code for a protein of 337 amino acids. The transcript has 9 exons. Lineage: Eukaryota; Viridiplantae; Streptophyta; Magnoliopsida; Fabales; Fabaceae. The record is from RefSeq and is a predicted model, not a curated record. Gene Ontology annotation, molecular function: RNA polymerase II transcription regulatory region sequence-specific DNA binding; DNA-binding transcription factor activity, RNA polymerase II-specific. Gene Ontology annotation, cellular component: nucleus; transcription regulator complex.